AUGACGGCCGCUCUGCCGCUCGAGAUCGUGGAUCUCAUCCUCCUUCUCUCGCUUGAGCAGGGUGGCGGCUCGAUCCGACGAGGACGUGAGGCUCUGCUUCCGCAAGGAGCCUCGACAUCCUCCUCGACUACGUCGCCAGCGUCAAGCUUGUCGCCGGCAGCCUUGAGAAGGCCCGAGCAGGUGCUUGACCCUUGGCAGGCUGCAGCCAUCAGCUGCCUUUCACGACAUCAUCGCCAGCGAUUUGAACAGCAGCUCUACCGACACGUAUAUCUACAUGACGUGCGUACGAUCGCGCUCUUGUGCCGCACGCUUUCCGCACGCCCGGAUCUAUGCCAUCAUGUUCGCUCGCUCGCCCUUUUCUGCGACCCGUCGGAUGGGAGUCAUCGACUCCCAUCGGGUGUGCCGACUGCGGACUUUGUCGAUGGUGUUCCCGAACCAUCAGCUGAUAUCACGUCGGCAGCUGACGUGAUCCUGUCGGCAUGUCCGAACAUCACCCACCUGCUCCUCUCCUGCGAUCAUUUCAGCAGCUUGUCCGCCGGCAUCUACCGCCUGCUACAGCCCAAGGAGAUCACCCUGGUAUCCGUUGCCAGCGUCGCGGUCCUCGACGGGAUCGUCAAGCGCCAUCGCGACCUCACCGCCGCCGCUCUCCAGGACGAUCCAAGGAUGCGUGCUAUCUUGGGCACCGCCUUGUCCGCCGCGCCCGACGAGCCGUCGCCAAUUGGUGUAACGUUGUCGGCGCACGAGUCAUCUCCGGUCCCCUCGACCGCGCCGCCCUCACCGCACGCAGAGCGUUCACUCUCACAUCUUCACCUCGUCAACUUCGAUGGCCGGCUUCUGCAUCACCUGGCUACGCUCUCGUCGCUGACGCAUCUCGUCCUCACCCAUCCAAUUCUCCCAGAGACACGACCGGGCAUGCCGGGCUUGUCAAUCAUCCCGCGCUCCCACCUCAUGCUCCUUCUCGGCUCGGGCAACGUCCAGCGCAUUGUCAUUCGCGCCGACCUGGCUACUUGCAUCCGUCUCGUCGAGGAGCUCGCUCCAAUAGAAGAUCAAAAGCUCGUCUUUCGUCCUCUCGCAAAGUCUGGCGACCUUCUCUUUCCCGAGCCAGAGCGGCGUCCGCGCUUCUCCGCCGCCCUUAUCGCACAAGCCUCCAGCCUUUACGAUGCGGUGGCGGCAAGCAAGCUGGACCUGCUGUCCGAGUUCUUCGGCAGAGUCCGUGUCCAUGCGCAUCGAUUCGAGUCGUCGCUGUCUUCGGACGAUCCCGACACCAGCCGUGGCUCCUCGACUGGGUUCCGGCACCCGCGCUCAUCCGAUAGCUCUGGCGGUGCUACUAGCCAGAGCGCUUCCACUGGGUGGGAUGACGAUGGCUCAGACGACGUCGAUGACGAAGCCUUGCAAGACUUCGGCCCCGAGGAUAGUCCCGAGCCUCCUGCGUCCGAGGAUCCCGGUCGUUCGGUCGCAGCAACGGCGCACGCCAGCACCAGCAUCAACGCGCCCCCGCUCAACAUCCCUAUCGAAGAGCUUUUGCGUGCCGAGCGCUUCACACCUGCUGGGCUCGCGCGUACUGCCGCCCCCGCCUCCCAAGCGAGCAGCGGCUCUCACGACCUCUCCUCGUCCGCCUCCUCGAGUCCACAUGGCCAACGUCGCCGGCUCCAUCGCUCGCCCUUUGCCCUCCGCAAGACCGACCUUCGCGGCGCGACCAACUCGAACCUCGACAUCCUUGCCAAUCUGUACGAAGCGCUCGCGUCGCACGCUGGUUUGGAACAGGAGAUGAACUUCUGGUGA
Moesziomyces aphidis is the source of this 1782-nucleotide messenger RNA. Lineage: Eukaryota; Fungi; Basidiomycota; Ustilaginomycetes; Ustilaginales; Ustilaginaceae. The record is from the annotation of a GenBank genome assembly.